Messenger RNA from Phalaenopsis equestris, 866 nucleotides. Its product is annotated as glutaredoxin-C1-like. Lineage: Eukaryota; Viridiplantae; Streptophyta; Magnoliopsida; Asparagales; Orchidaceae. Bases 104 to 415 code for a protein of 103 amino acids. The record is from RefSeq and is a predicted model, not a curated record. The transcript has a single exon.
AUCCCUAAUCCCUUCCUUGGCCUCAACCCUAUAAAAACCAUUCCAAGACAGCAACUUUCCUCAAGCUUUGCUCUCCCAUUUUUCCAUUCUGCAAUAAUCAUCCAUGGACAAGAUAAACAAAUUGGUGUCACAGAAAGCUGUGGUGAUUUUCAGCACCACUUCAUGCUGCAUGUGCCACACAGUUAAAAGUCUAAUAUGUGAGCUUGGAGUGAACCCUGCAAUAUACGAACUGGACGAGGAGCCAAGUGGAAAAGAAAUGGAGAAGGCUCUUUCAAGGCUUCUUGGUCGUAACCCUCCCAUGCCUGCUGUUUUUAUCGGAGAAAAACUCAUUGGAUCUACUGAUAAGGUUAUGUCUCUUCAUCUGAGCGGCAAGUUGGUCCCCCUGUUGAGAGAUGCAGGUGCCCUUUGGCUUUAGCUCCAUGACAUAUAUAUAUAAAUAAUAUAUAAUAACGUCAGAUUUUCAGUAAAAUACAUAUGAGUGUUUUAAGUUUGUCUAAUUGUCUUGUCUCCCUUCAUAAACAAGAAGUUUUAAAAUGUUGAGUGCUUGAUGUUAACAUGAUUAAUAUGUAUGGGAAGAAAGUGAAGGGAAAUGAGUGUUAGUUUCUUAGUUUUGGAAAUGAGAGAUUUUGCAUUUUGUAUUGAAUUUUCAGUAUGUUAUUGAUUUAUUAUGAAUCUAAAAAAGCAAGGAUUAAAAUGACAGGAGUAAAAAUGAAGUUUGGGUAUAUGGAUGGAGUGGUUCUGAGGGUUAUAUUAUAAUUAAAAAUUCAUGUCAAUGAGGGUUUUUUUUGUAAUAUUUGUGCUAUAUUUGUAAGGCAGUUUAACUCGGCAAGCACUGUUGUUUCUGCAUGGAAAAUGAAAAUAUUAAA